GAGUGGUGAGAUGCCUUACUAGUCGAUGGUGUCGCGCCCGGUGAGUGUGGCCAUCGUUUACUGCUGGUUUUCUGAGUAAACUUUACUCGUGGGUGCUGUGUGGUUACACGAUGUGGCUGUUUAGGUCGAUUUUACAUUAAAUCUAUUCAUGUGUGUGUAUGUUUCAUGAAAAAUCAUAGAUUUGUAGAUUCUGCGCAAACUGUGAAUGCAUCUGUACAGAAGAGUUUGUCGCAUAUUUAAUAUGUAAGUGUAGUUGAGUGUUCUUACGUCACGAAUGUGUAGGUGCCGAAAUGAAGAAAGCGAUCACUGUGAAAAAUUGUUCUAAAUAACAUCCAACAGCAAAUAGAUAGUUUCGUUGUAUUUAGGAGUACAGUCUAGUUGGAUUGGAGGUAAUGUUUCUUUGCUAAGAUGGAUUGUUAAAUAUCAACCACACUUUUGUUAGUGACUCUCUAGGACAAAAUAGUUAUAUCAGUUUCUUAAUUUUGUGUUACGUUGCUGUGUAUUUCUCUGUAUUUGAUGAACUUGGAAUAAUAAAAUAAUAAUGUUCAUUUAUGCUGCGAUAAUACUGUUUUGGGUUGCGCUGGAAUACCAGUGCGAAUAUUGGUUAAUUACGAAUACACUUUCCGUUCAGUCUCGUGCGGACAUGGUUUUAAUGUGCAUUGUCCAAUUUAAAAUAGUGACUCUUGGAAGCGUUAUGGAGUGUUUGAAUGGCUGUUUAUUUUCUGAUAUGCGGCGAGAAGAUAAAAAACUGUAUGUGAUCCAGUGGUGUCAAGCAUAUGAAUUGAUUGCGUCUCGAUCCGUAUGUCCCAAAUGUAAUGAUGGAAUGGCAUUGACCGCGCGAAAAGACUUAACUGAUGGAUAUGAGUGGAUGUGCAGAUAUCGUGGAGCCAAUGCUCAGGCUCAUUCAUGCAAGCAAUCUGAGUAUAGCAGAACAAACGAUUCCAUGCAGAGCAUUCAAGAUGCAGUUGGUCAUUUUGGCCAGGCGGCCAGAUUGAUUGAGGAGGGCAUGAGUCGUUUCACUGAAGUUUGGGCCCAGAUGGAGAGAAGCCAGUUGGCGCAAAGAAGUGCGGAGGAGCGAUGGCAUCAGAUGGAGGAAAGCUUGGGUACAGUGAUGGAGACAAGAUGGAGGCAACUGCAGGAGAGGCUGGAGAUGAUGAUGAUGGAGAGGGUGGAGGCACUGGUUCAAGAGAGGUUGGAGGGGUUGGUAAUAGAGGCUGUGGAAGCAAAAGUUGGGGCAAGGCUUGAAGAUGUGGAGCAGAAGAUGCGAGAAAGAGAUGGAGACAGGGAGACUGGGGAAACUUCACCAAAUGUACCAAAAGAAGGAUUUGUAACAUGUGAAACACACCACAGAAUCACAGAGAUGGAUAGAGGAAAUGGGGAUAUCUUGCCCAAGAGGUUGGCUAUUCUUGAAAAGUCUGUGCAUAAAGCUCUCGAGGUUAUGUUUCCUCGUGUAGAAGCUUUGUUGUCCCAACUGGAGGAUCGAUCUCUGGUGUUUCAUGCAGAACCUUCUAAACAUUGUGUUCCACUUGCACAGUCUCUGUCUUCUGAUGCAACUGUUCAUACCGGGACAUCAAAAUCGCCUACAACAACUAGAGGAGAUAUGGUUUCUUCUUCUACUUCUCCUGUUGGUACUUCAAUGUUAACGUCUGCUUCUGCAUCUGCAUCUGCAUCUCCAAAUUGGGAUCGCCAACCUUGUGUAUAUAAAUCUUCCCCAACCCAGCCUGUUUACUCAGUCAGUAAUCUCAUCCAAGCAGCAAAGGAAGGUGAUUUAAAAGCAUUGCUGUCACAACUGGACUCAGGAAUAGACAUUAACUCUUGUGACUCUUAUGGAAACACUGCUUUAUAUUGGGCUGCUUUCAGGGGGCAUGGUCAUCUUGUGUGUCUGCUGCUUGAUAAAGGAGCAUUUGUUAACUGUAGGAAUUUGGAAGGCUGGACACCCUUACACGCUGCUUCCAGAUGGGGUUUGACUUCAUGCAUCUCUCUUCUGUUGGAUGGAGGUGCAAAUAUUGAGAGCAAAACUGAAUCUGGGCGUACUCCUCUUCACGUUGCUGCAAAUUCUGGUCGUGAACAAUCGGUAGAAUUGUUAUUAGUUGAAGGAGCGAGAAUCAAUGCUAAGGACAAUGAUGGGAAGAGACCAUUAGAUCUAGCUAAUUCUUCAGCUGUUCGUCGACUACUCAGACACUAAUUUAUGGGUGAGAAGGUAGAUCAGUAUGAAAAGUCAAAUUAUUUUAAAAAAUGUUUAUUUUUUUUAUCUCUUCAGGAGUCAAGUUUCGCUGAUGUCAUCAUGAAAAUAGAUAGUUUGUUUCAUUCAAAUGAAUAGUGGAUAUGAUAUUAAAGUAUUGACGGUAAAUAUUUAUUUUAACCUCUCUUAGAAUUGAUGGGAAAUAAAGAUGUUUAGAUUAAUUCAAGCUUUGUUAAUGAAUUAUGUUGAAAUUAAUCAAUAAUAUCCUUGUGGUAAUAGUAUUUUCUUCGUGAUUUUGAGCAAAUGCCAGAUAUUAAGUUGCCAAGUUAGAUAUAAUUUUUUUUCUCCAAAGAGAUGUCGAUACAGAAGAUUACUUGUUUAAGGUUACAAAUUAAAAAGUAAUUCAUCCAAACAACUAAUUUCACAAUGAAUCUCCAAAUUAAUCGUUUACAAAAGCAUUAGAUUUUCUAUGAGCUUAUUGUAAAACCCAAAUUUUUAAGAUUUAUUUUUGUGAAGGAAAUUAAAUAGUUUGAGACAGAACUUUGCUUUUGUGUUCAUGUAGUUGAUGAUAUAAUUCUCAAGAAUAGUAGUGAUGUAUGGAAGAAAUGAAAUGUGUAAAAUAAUGAGGAAUGGGAACAUUUAUCAUAUAUUCCAAUUAUGAAAGACCCUCCAAAAAAAAAAAAAAAGGGAGCAUUUGAUAUGAAACUACUAAUUUCUAUUGGAUUGGGAAUUAUUGUUAAUAAAUUUCUUGGAAAUAAAGAGUAUAAAGUACACAAUUUCACAAAUAAAAUUUUGAGGGCAUGAACUUUCUCCUGUGGUAUGUAAUUGGUAUGUAGUGCUUAUUGGUGGGCAUCUGUGCUUUUUUCAUGAGCAAAUGAGGUUAAUGGUGCAAAUGAAAAUAAAUUUAUAUUUUGAUUGAGCUUCGAAAUAUAUUUUGGGUUGUAAUUUAAUUUUGAUAUAUUUUUUAUUUGUUUUUCAUAACUGUCAGUGAUGUGAUGUGUGUUGAAAAUAUUGACUACUUUUAUAACUAAUAUUAAGUUAUAGAAAUAAAAUUGUGCUCCUGGGCUCACUUAUAUUAAAUUUUAAAUUCUAAAAUAUUUACAGAAAUAUAGAUUCAUAUUUCAGAUUCAAUUGGAAACCUAAUGAAACUGGAAGAUAAAAACUAGAAACAAAGAAGACAAAGAAAAGAAAAGAAAAAAAAAAUCAUCUGAAUUUGAAAAUUUAUGUCAUUGUGACCUGUCAGUGAACAGCUUGUUGAUUUUUACCUCUGAGUGGAGGGCAUGUAAAAGUUCUGUACUAUAUGUAUGGAUCAAUUAAUAAACUUGAUGAAAAGUAAUGUUAUAAAUUUCGGUAGAAAAGAUUUAUUUAAAAUAAAAUUUAAACAUUUUACAUCUGCGGUAUUUUACUGCAAGACAUUGUUUAAUUCACUUGCCUCUGCUACUGGAAAGUAGAAGA
Gryllus bimaculatus (two-spotted cricket) is the source of this 3637-nucleotide messenger RNA. The record is from the annotation of a GenBank genome assembly. Lineage: Eukaryota; Metazoa; Arthropoda; Insecta; Orthoptera; Gryllidae.